This is a messenger RNA of Cydia amplana, 1782 nucleotides long. RefSeq names its product F-box/LRR-repeat protein 2 (gene FipoQ). The record is from RefSeq and is a predicted model, not a curated record. Gene Ontology annotation, biological process: positive regulation of protein ubiquitination. Gene Ontology annotation, molecular function: protein binding. The transcript is spliced from 11 exons. Bases 164 to 1714 code for a protein of 516 amino acids. Lineage: Eukaryota; Metazoa; Arthropoda; Insecta; Lepidoptera; Tortricidae.
CUACUCCCAGAUGAUUCCAAAAUUAAACACAGCGUUUCAUAUUCUCCGCUCUCCACCAACUUUCAACACACAUGAAGUGAACCCGUGAUUUAGUGUCAUUUUUCAGUAAAUUUUCUUUUUAAUGGAUAAUUAGUGUUUUGUGGUGAAUAUAUAACGCUGUAUCAUGGACCUGGGAACAGAUAUAUGGGGUCAACUGGCCCUGGAAGCCAGUCAAGUCUAUUUGACAGAAGAUGGCAAAGUCCGGAGCCCAUUCGCAAACACGACAAUCGAGAAAUUACCCGACAAAGUUUUAUUAAAUAUAUUUUCGUAUUUAUCACACCGGGAAAUAUGCCGCAUGGCUAUGGUCUGCAAACGGUGGCGCCUAGUAGCAUACGACACCAAGCUAUGGACGCACGUCAGUCUACGACCUGAAAUAUCUGGAUUACACGUCGGGUCAUUGGAAUCGCUUUUGGCAUUGAUAUCAAUAAGAUUCGGACCGUCUCUUCGUUACAUAGAGCUGCCAAUCGAGCUGAUCACACACACUGUUCUGCACGAGUUGGCCGCGAAAUGUCCUAAUUUGACCCACAUGCUACUUGAUUUCAGUACUGCCAUGCAGCUGCACGACUUCUCCGAGAUGCAGGCGUUCCCCACGAAGUUGCGCUACCUGUGCAUCUGCCUGUCCGAGGUGAUCUUCAUGGAGGGGUUCAUGCGGAAGAUAUACAACUUCAUCAACGGCCUUGAGAUUCUACAUCUUAUUGGAACGUAUGAGAAGAUAGAAGAGGAAGAGGAGGAAAUCUACGAAGUGAUCAACGUGCACAAGUUGAAGUCCGCCACGCCCAACCUGCGCGUGAUCAACCUCUACGGCAUCAACUUCGUGGACGACUCGCAUAUUGACGCUUUCAGCUCCAAUUGCAUACAGUUGGAGUGCCUCGCAGUGAACUUCUGUAAUAAGGUCACGGGUUCCACCAUGAAGACACUGUUCCAACGUUCCCGACGUCUCACCUGUCUGCUCAUGAAUGGCUGCAGUCUUCAAUCAGAGCACGUCAUGGCGGUCGAGUGGGAGAAGUCCUCUAUCCAAGAACUGGAUGUGACAGCCACAGACUUGUCCACGGAAUGCCUCAUCGACAUGUUGACUCGCGUGCAGAACCUCCGCUUCUUGAGCGCCGGUCAGAUCAACGGGUUCAAUGAUUCCGUGCUCAAGGCCUGGCUGGAAGCUGGGACUGCCAAGAACCUUGUCGCCCUGGACGUGGACUCGUCCGACAGUUUGAGCGACGAGGCGCUCCACCGUUUCUUGUCGCGCUACGGCUCGCAGUUGUGGGGGCUGGUGUUGAGCGGCAUGCCGCACAUCACGGAUCAGCUGUGGCAGAGCGUGCUGCAGCUCUUGACUAACGCCAAAAUAUUAAUAAUGGGAACACAGGAGAGACUUGGAGUCAACAUUCACGUUGAUCAGCUAAUGGACGGCAUAGCGAACAACUGUCCCAACUUGGAGCGCCUGGAACUCCGCUGGGACCCGGAGAACCUCCGCUUCAGCGACAAGAGCCAGAAGGCCAUCGACAUUCUGCGUGUCAAGUGCCUUAAGCUGAAAUGUCUCGUGCUCAGUGACGGCCGCUACUACGAGAUCGUGAAAGCCAACUUCGAGCGCGCUGACCGCACCACCGUCGUCCGCACCUCCACCAACUGCCGCGUGUCUAAUUAUUAUCUGCUGUCCAAUUAUAAGGAGCUCAUAUUCAACUAGAGUAACUAAACGUUCAGCGCCGAUCACGACACAGUGUCGUGAACGAUAACUUUAAGACCGCACCUCCA